AUCUGUCAUUUUGGUUUUAAUUUUUUGCAGUUUUGUACAUUUGCUUUGUAAAAAUAUAUUGUCGGCGUUUUUUCGCAAAAUACCUGGUUUCAAAUUUUAUUUAAACUUGGAAAAAUGUCCGAUACAAAUAAAAACGAUGACACUUCUGAAUCUGAAGAUAUCCCAACUACCAAAUCUAACACAAUAGAUGUAACUCACUUAAGUCUUGCAUCAGCUGCUGCCGCAGCUCCUCAAGAAGAACCUCCUAGAAUCGAUGAAGUUGUUCUAAUCGAUCCAGAAUGUUUGGUUCUCGAUCUGAAUCAUCAUCGUAUUGGAGUUCUUGAGAAUUUCGAGCCCCUAACCAAAAUCGAGAGUUUGUAUUUAAGAUGGAAUUUAAUAAAGAAAAUCGAAAACCUCGGCACAUUGACCACAUUGACAGAACUCGAGUUUUACGACAAUCAAAUUACCAAAAUCGAGAAUCUCGAAACAUUAACAAAUCUGGAAAUACUGGACAUAAGUUUCAAUCGUCUAACAAAGAUUGAGAAUCUUGAGGCCUUGGAAAACCUAAAAAAGUUGUUUCUGUGUGCCAAUAAAAUCAGUGUUAUCGAGAAUAUUGGAAUGCUGACGAAUUUGACGAUGCUAGAGUUGGGCGAUAAUAAACUGAGGCAAAUCGAAGGUCUGGAGACCUUGGUAAAUCUGCGUCAAUUGUAUCUGGGCAAGAAUAAAAUCAAGAAGAUCGAGAACUUGGAGAAACUUGUCAAUCUGGAGUGCUUGAGUUUGCAGGCAAAUCGCAUCCUAAAGAUUGAAAAUCUGGAAGCUUUAGUUAAUUUAAAUGAGUUGUACUUGUCUGAGAAUGGAAUUGAAGUAAUUGAAAAUCUAACAGAGAAUAAACUCAUUGAAACAUUAGAUCUGGCUAAGAAUAGAAUCAAACGCAUAGAGAACAUUGAUGGAUUAGCUGAUUUGGAUGAGUUAUGGUUGAAUGAUAAUCAAGUCGCAGAAUGGAAGAACGUAGAGCAGCUAAAGAAUAAUAAGAAACUUGCUACGGUUUAUCUAGAAAGGAAUCCAGUUGCUAGCGAUACUAUGUAUAGAUUUAAGUUAAAAGAUAUUGUACCAUGGUUGCAGAAGAUCGAUGCGACAUUGUGUCGAUAACGUUUUAACUUCUAAUUUGUGUGUUUAAUUUGGUAUUGUUGCUUAUUAAAGCAACCUCUAUUUACUUUUUCAGUGUAAUUCUAGAAAUAAAAUUGAAUCCUAACAAAAAUAUA
Molecule: messenger RNA, 1241 nt
Organism: Eupeodes corollae
Lineage: Eukaryota; Metazoa; Arthropoda; Insecta; Diptera; Syrphidae
Gene: sds22
Product: protein phosphatase 1 regulatory subunit 7
Exons: 1
Coding region: 115-1128 (337 amino acids)
Molecular function (GO): protein binding
Source: RefSeq, a predicted model, not a curated record